AUGGUCCUCGAUGCCCUAGCUGAACCAGUCCCGCCUUUCCUCAAAGAUGCCCGGCGCACUCUGACAGAAUCCCGCGAUCGGGAUCUUAGGUGGAGAGUAGAAUGUGGCGACAGUGACUUGAAAUGGGCUACAACCCUCGGGCGUCUAGGGUACCCAGAAUUUGAGUCUAAAACUCCAGAUCCAACGUCUCUCGUCAAAGAACUAUCGAGAUAUGCCGAUAAAGAAGAUUCUCUGGACCUUCGAGAUUUUCAAGGGCUUUUCUUCUCCAGAUACUGGUCUCGCAAAAAUAGCAGACACUACAGUUACCGGAAUGCGUACUACUUGCUACCUGGCACUACGGGCUCACCUGAAUCCGGAUUUUGUGCUUCGAAGGGUAACCCCGUGGCUAUAACACUAUAUGAUGGUGAAUAUAGCACUAUGCUUGCGGAUCGAUUUCUCGUUCUUUGCAGCUCCUUCUUUGCAGCCAAGUCUCUUGAACAGGCUGCAGAAAAGGUAUCACAGGAGGCGGGCUGUGGUCUUACUCUUGACGACAUAGAAACGAGAGCAGGGAUAUUACUACAUGAACUCAUGCAUAUAUCAACGCAUGAUCGGCCUCGGGCACGAAGUCGCAGUGAGCACAACGGCUCUAUGAUCUUGAAACCCUUGCUAACUCAGUAG
Molecule: messenger RNA, 657 nt
Organism: Penicillium lagena
Lineage: Eukaryota; Fungi; Ascomycota; Eurotiomycetes; Eurotiales; Aspergillaceae
Exons: 2
Coding region: 1-657 (218 amino acids)
Source: RefSeq, a predicted model, not a curated record